CACUUUUAUUGGUCUCAUUCCUCUAUCAAUCGCAUAGUUUGACAACCAGCGUUAUAAAUACACCCAUCAACGCCUCAUGAUUUAUUUCUGGAGUGACUGAACGUGUUAUAUAUUUUAAAUCGACAAAGUGAAAUAACCAGCGGAAAUGGCCAGAGGUCAAGAUGUCAAUAAGGAGCUCUCAGAUGUACUGAAUGAGCUGUGGAGGUUAGAUGUGAACCGCAUGAAACCCGGAGUAGACUACAAAAUCAACCUACAGGGGAAAGCUGGCUUUGUUUCGGGGGGCAGGAAUAAUGCCAGGGACAGCGCUAGAGUUCCUCUCUUCUCUUACGUCAAUGAAGACAAGCUCAAAAGCAUUGAUACUUAUGCCUACUUCAUAAAUCUGCUGGACAAUUAUGAGAUGGCUACAGGAGUUGCUGAGCAGGUGACAGAAGAUGAAAUUCAAGAGAACCAUCUUUUCCUGGAUGCCAUUCUGAAGACCAAAGUCAUGAAGUGUGCACACAAGUAUUUAGUACGCAAAGGUCGGGCCCAGUCGGACCCAGCUCAGUUUAAGAGCCAGCUCUAUGACAUCUGGUUCAAACUCUAUCGCAGAGCCAAAAGUGGAGGUGAAGAUUCCUGUGGAUUUGAGCAUGUGUUUAUUGGCGAAACCAAGCAUGGUACAGAGAUCAUGGGUCUCCAUAACUGGGUCCAGUUUUACAAACAGGAGAAAAAAAAACAUGUGGACUACAAAGGAUACAAUGCCAGAGAUAAUAAAGAUACGCCAGAUGAGGAUGAUCACUUGUUAAACCUGCAGUUCAGCAGUAAUGGCCUGGUGAAGCCAUUGAGCAGCUGUUUCAUUGGUGUCAGUCCAGAGUUUGAGAUGGCCCUCUUUACUAUCGUCUUCUUUCUGUCUGACAAGCAAAUGACAACCGUUAAGGUGAAGGUGGACGAGUACCUGCUAGAGAUUGUGGUGUGCAGAUUUGGGCACUCCAUCGGAACAUCAUACCCCAAAAUGAUCAGCAACAACGACCAGGACCGUUAGAUCACACAGCAAUGUCAUGUCUUAUUGUUUUGGAAAUAAUGGGCUAAGUUUGACUACCACUAUUGCUGACAGUUGCUUAUGAGGUUAAAAAUCCUAAACCCUUGAAAUAAUAUCUUAAAAAUGUGUUUAAAAAUUGUCAUAUCACAAAUGAUUUUUUUCAAAGUUGGAAUAAAAUGCUGAGCAAUGCAUUUUGUUUUUAAUCUGGUCUAUACCCCUAUUAAAACUUUACAUGGCUAGACAUAAUAUGCAAAAAAAAAAAAAAAAAAAAAAGAUGGCAUCUCUGUUUGCAUAUAUAUAUAAUUAUAAUUAUGCUGGUACAAUUUAACUGGUUGAUAAGAAUGAUUAUGCUGCAAUGCUUUAGUCUAUUUGAAUACUUUAAUAAGUAGUUAAAUAUACUUAUAGUUAAAUGUGUAGUUCAUAACCAAAAUCACUCUUCUGCUUAUUUCUUCAGCCUUAUAGACUUAUAGAAGACAAUGUCAUGGCAUCUAAGUUACACUUCUGUUACUUAUGCUUGGGUCUCUAUUUUAUGAAAGAUAAUUUAGCUUUUGUAUGAUGAAAACAUCGUAGUUGGAACAUAUAUAUUUUGAAGUAUAUACUGUACCAAAAAAGCCUUACUGGGGUUGUAAUACAUGUGUUUUUGAAUUGUGGCAAAUACAUAUGUGCCUUAUGUUUGUUUGAAUAAAAACACUUUAUAAUGUC
Molecule: messenger RNA, 1717 nt
Organism: Myxocyprinus asiaticus (Chinese sucker)
Lineage: Eukaryota; Metazoa; Chordata; Actinopteri; Cypriniformes; Catostomidae
Product: uridylate-specific endoribonuclease C-like
Exons: 7
Coding region: 146-1018 (290 amino acids)
Molecular function (GO): RNA endonuclease activity
Source: RefSeq, a predicted model, not a curated record